Molecule: messenger RNA, 4239 nt
Organism: Megalops cyprinoides (Indo-Pacific tarpon)
Lineage: Eukaryota; Metazoa; Chordata; Actinopteri; Elopiformes; Megalopidae
Product: cytosolic carboxypeptidase 4
Exons: 23
Coding region: 168-3515 (1115 amino acids)
Biological process (GO): C-terminal protein deglutamylation; protein side chain deglutamylation; proteolysis
Molecular function (GO): zinc ion binding; metallocarboxypeptidase activity
Source: RefSeq, a predicted model, not a curated record
UAGAGUUUCAGUCCGUAAGCGAAACCGCUCUGCCCUCCCUCAGCGGGGGUUUUCGUUUUAAAUUGGCUGGGGGCGAGAGGAGCUGCUCUGCUCCCUGGUGUGGCGUUUGGGGCAGGCGACUGGUGAUCUCGUCUCCCACAGCACCCCUUGAGAGAGAGUGGCAUAGCAUGGCGGCCCCGGGCACCAGCGGUCUGGAGGUGCUCCUGUCCACACUGCAGGACUCUGUGGAUUCUGGAAACACCCUGAAUAUCCUCAAUGUGCUGGACGAGCUACUGUCAGCUGGCACCGACAGACGGAUCCACUACAUGAUCUCCAAGGGGGGCACCGAGGCCCUCCUCAGGGUGCUGGGGAAGGCGGCCAGGACCUCCUCUCCCAAUUACGCCGUCCUGCUCCCCCUGCUGCAUCUCCUGGCCAAGGUCGGCCACCGAGACAGGAAGAUUGGUCAGAAGGCUGAGAAGGCAGAGGCCGUCUUGCUGACAUUGGACCUGCUGAGACAGAACCUGAGCCGUGGGAGGAGGGCAGCGGCCUGCCUCUGGGUUCUGCGGGUCUUCUGCUCCUCGGUUUCCACUGCUACCUUGAUUGGCAAAAACAGAGGCCUGGAUGUAGUGUUUCAACUGGUAUCCCCUCACACGACGAAGCACAUACGCAUCGUGAAGGCAGCUAUUGAUACUGUGGCAGCAAUAUUGCAUUCAAAAGCCAACAGCAGGUGGGCAGUCUCCAAGGGCUACGUCUCCUGCCUGCUGAAACUGUAUGAGGACUGGCACCGUAAGGACACCGAGAAUGCCAGCAUUCCCGUCCGCAGGGCGCUGCUCCACUGCCUGCACCAUGUCACCAACACGGGUGCGGGAAGGGACGCCCUGGUGGCCGAGGGUGGCAUGGGCCUGCUCUUCCACACCACACAGGCUUGCUUGGGCUCCAAGUCCCUGGAAUCCCUUGUGGAGUCUGCUGUCCAGCUGAUGAGGAAGUGCUACCCGAAGUGUCCUAUUCCGCUGACCUCAGAUCAGAGUGUUUAUAGCUUUCCCCUGCCUGGGAGGCCUACCCCAGGUUCGGGUACUGACCCAGGGCCCCAGGAUGACAGCUGUGGAGACGAAAGCAAUGAUGACACAAAAAACAACGAUGCCGACCACAGGGAAUACGAUGAUGACCUGGAGACAGACCUGGAGAAACUGCGCAGCAGGCCGGAACCGGACAGGCCGCUGGAGCAGCUGGGCCAGUACGUCCGACUGUGUCCUGAGCUGCACCACGAUUUCCCAGAUCUGGACUCAGGUUCAGAGGUGGAGGACAGUUCGGAUGAGGAGGUACUGCUCAAUGGGGAUUCCAAUGCGGAUGGGAGGAAACGCAGUGGGCGGAUAUCCGAGGGCCACUGGAAGGCACGUGGGAGCUCUUCGCAAAGCAGUCCUCCCGACAAGCAGGCCUCCCGCGGAGAAGCGAAGAAGGCCCCUGUUCAUGGGAGGGGGGCCCCUGCAGGGAACCACCUGAAGGCCGGGGACUUCCACAGCCACUGCCUUGGCACUGCCACGGGCAAGCAGGACAGCCUCAGCAUGGUGGACAGAUUGCUGGAGAAGCACGGGGCCUGCAUCCCCAACCACGACCCGCGCGAGUACACGGCCGCUGCCUCCCGCACAAAGUCCAUCGCGGGCUACUCCAUCCUGGCCUUCCCAGACUUCUGGGGCCACCUGCCACCAUGCAACCAGGAGCGGAUGGCUCCCCGGAAGCCAAAUGUACAGAGGCAGAAAGUGUUUGAAGACAUUCAGCGCCUUCUCUGCCCUGAGGACAUUAUUGAUCAAGUUGUGUUUGACUUGGAAGAUCCCAGCCCUCCGGGUCACCUGGAACACCCAGACUCCCUGCGCUUCUACUCCAAGUUUGAGAGCGGGAACCUGCGCAAAGCUGUCCGUGUACGCAGCCAUGAAUACGAUCUGAUUCUGAACCCCGACGUGAACUGCUCCCAGCACCUCCAGUGGUUCUACUUCGAGGUCAGCGGCAUGCAGGCCAACGUCCCCUACCGCUUCAACAUCAUUAACUGCGAGAAGGCCAACAGCCAGUUCAACUACGGGAUGCAGCCAGUCCUCUACUCCGUACGUGAAGCCCUGCAGGGACGAGCACACUGGGUACGAGUGGGAAGCGAGAUCUGCUACUACAGGAACCACUUCUGUCCAAGCGGUUGCCAGAAGGGGCCGUCAUACUACACGUUGACCUUUACUGUGACUUUUCGACACAGUGACGACGUCUGCUACCUGGCUUACCAUUACCCCUACACCUACUCCGCCCUCCAGACACACCUGCGGGUUCUGGAGCGGUCGGUCGACCCCCGCAAAAUCUUCUUCCGGCAGCAGAGCCUGUGCAGCACCCUGGGGGGGAACCCCUGUCCCCUGGUGACCAUCACCGCCUGCCCCCCGUCCCGCAGCUGGAGUCACCUUUACCAGCUCCGCAACCGGCCGUACGUGGUGCUGACGGCGCGGGUGCACCCGGGAGAGAGCAAUGCCAGCUGGGUAAUUAAGGGCACCCUGGAGUUCCUGUGCAGCAGUGACCCUGUGGCGGAGGGCUUGCGCGAAGCCUACAUCUUCAAGAUCGUCCCCAUGCUCAACCCGGAUGGGGUCAUCAAUGGCACGCACCGCUGCUCGCUGAAUGGGGAAGACCUCAACAGGCAGUGGAUGAAGCCCGACGAAGGCCUUAGCCCCACUAUUUACCACACGAAGGGCUUCCUGUACUACCUCAGCAGCAUCGGGCGCACCCCUCUGGUGUUCUGCGAUUACCACGGCCACUCCAGGAAAAAGAAUGUUUUCCUAUACGGAUGCAGUGUGAAGGAGACUCUCUGGCAGUCUGGGUCUUCAGUCAACACGGCAACGCUGAAGGAAGACCCUGGAUACAGGACAAUCCCGAAAACCCUGGACCGGAUUGCCCCAGCGUUCUCCUUCAACAGCUGCAGCUACCUGGUGGAGAAGUCGAGGGAAGCGACGGCACGAGUGGUGGUUUGGCGGGAGCUGGGGGUGCUGAGGAGCUACACCAUGGAAAGCACCUACAAUGGCUGUGACCAGGGCAUCUACAAGGGCCUGCAGACCGGUACGCGGGAGCUGGAGGAGAUGGGCCUGAAGUUCUGCCAGAGCCUGCUGUCCCUCAGGAGGAACACACUCCUCUACAGCAGGAAGUUCUUCAACCACGCCUCCGCCCUCCUCGACCUGGACGACAGCCUCCUGGACCACAAGUCGCACAACUCCUUUGAGGACGACGAACCGCCCUGUGUGGAGGAGAUCGAGUACUUGAGUGACAGCUGUCAGGAGCAUGGCAGUGGUGAGGAGCUGGACGCGGAGGUCAAUGACAACGUGUCGAGCUCUGAGGAGGAGGAGGAGGGGGGAGAGGAAGAGAGGAGGGAGGAGCCCAGGAACGGCCUCCCACAGCCUGACAGGAAGCCCUGCCUCAUUCCUUGCCUCACACGGGAAGCCCCUCCAGAGGCACUGAAUGCCAAAAGGGACAUACACAACAGCAUUGGCAUUGCCAAUGGGGCAAUCUUAAGUUAAGGGUUAUUUCAGAACUUUCAAAUUUAGAGAUGGUGUCAGGAGAGGCAGACACCAUUUGUUAUUGUACCUUCUUCCAAAAGGCCUUGUUUUUGGAGAAACUGGAAUUGGUCAUCAGAGGCAGUCUACCGCCAAACCCCACCAAAAUUUGGAAGAGGUUUUUGGCAAAGCUGCCAGGCUACAAAUCAUGAUAGAUAUGCAUGGCUCACAGGCAACACAUGUGCAAAAAAUGCUAUUCAGCAGUGAUUAACUAGGCCUAUUCAUACUUUUUUACCUGUGUGUAUAUUUAUUUUUCAUGUUCACAUUCAGGUGUUUCCCAGCUGUCAACAGUUACAAUUUUAAUAAUGUGGCAGUGGCCAGAAAAUUGCCCAGACAGAUUUGCCAUGGUUUACCACUGCAGUGUACAUCAUGGUGAAUGCAUAAAAGCAAUAAGGAGAAUCUUUACAUAAGUAAUGCCCUGUAACGCAUUGCUUUGAAUUCCAAAGCAAAUUGUUGAUGCAGCGCUAAAUAUAUUCAUUAUAUAACAUGAACAUCACAAAUCAGUGUACUUGGGCACAUCGUAUGUGUAAAUGAAUGCAUAUGCAUAGGCUGGUGCUGCCUUUUAGUUAUACAUUUAAAUUAGUACUGAUAAUAGGAGCAAAUAGUCAUAAUAAACAUGGAUUAUUACCAGGGGCGGAGCCGAUGGCUCAUUGCAGAGGGGGCGAGGACCUGUAGUGGGCCCUUACAG